This is a messenger RNA of Clonostachys byssicola, 1653 nucleotides long. NCBI's taxonomy places the organism in Eukaryota, Fungi, Ascomycota, Sordariomycetes, Hypocreales, Bionectriaceae. The record is from the annotation of a GenBank genome assembly.
UGUUCUGUCAUUCGCUUCGAUGACAGUGAGCAUGAUUUGUCUGUUCGAACCACAGUCUCAGGCGACGAGCACAUCGUCUUCAGCGGCGAGGAGAUUGUGCAGCGUCUAUUUUUGGACUAUGAACUAAAAGACACUCUCCCUGCCCUUCCCAAUCUUUCCAAGUCUGCAUCCGACGGCUGUGUACUAUGCUGCAUCUUCAAAGAACAGAUCACUCUCUUCUUAGGUCAUAAAGUAACUCAGUACACUGAGCUAUUCAUACACAAGCUGUGCUACUCUAUGCAUAAUGGCGAUGGUGACGAGGUCCCCCAGAGAUCGUGGCUACAGUCGCUGAACAUGUACUUCAAGCUUGUCGACGUGAACAUGACAGAGGCUUCGCACUCACUACGAUUGGAGAUCCAAGCCGAUCCUACAGCAGAUUACCUACCCAUCCAAGAGGCAGAAGGUCGACGCUACAUCGCCCUUAGCUAUUGCUGGGGCCCACCGGAGAAAGCCAAACAUCAACUGAAGACGGAGACCUCGACACUCAAAAACAGACUACAGCAAAUACCCUUUCUCACACUUCCCAAGAUACAUCAGGAUUCAGUCCGAAUCUGUCGCGCCUUAGGUGUACGAUAUCUGUGGAUAGAUUCACUGUGUAUUAUUCAAGACGAUAAGGCCGAUUGGGAUCAUGAAGCGGAACGUAUGGGAAAUGUCUAUGCCAACGCAUAUCUUACUAUUUGCGCCGCCCGGGGAGAUUCCUGUCUCGAUUCUUUUCUCGAUCGAAUCAUUCCCACCAAUGUAGUUACUGUCCCAUUCGUGUCUUCUAUUAACCCUUCUAUCUCUGGGACAUUCUCCAUCUUCCCUUCUCCACGUACGCAUGGAAAUUUCGACACAGACAGGAUGAAGGGUAAGCUGCUUCCCGAUUUCUUCAGGCCCAAUCCGCCUCCUCCCGACCCUUACCGAUUCGCAGCUUCUACGUAUCAACCUUAUAACCAGGAUGUACUGGAUUGCAGCUGGAACCGUCGCGGUUGGACCUACCAGGAAACACUACUUAGUCCCCGGGCACUUGUGUUUGGCGAGCUCAUGGUCUAUGCCUGUGCCGGCGGAGACUUGAUUGAGUCUGAGGAUGAUGUCGGCGACAAUCCACAAGCAGCCGUGAGGCACUUUUUGUGGAAGCAAGAGAAGAGCCUCACGGACCCGGAGAGUGAGAUACUCGAUGAUUGGCGGACGACAAUCUCGAGCUACACAUCCAGGUCACUGACCUACCGCAAUGAUACUCUCCCUGCACUGUCUGCUUUGGCGCAGAAAUACGCGGCAAGGGUCAACUGCGAAUAUCUCGCAGGUCUCUUUAGCGCAAAUCUGCACCGGGGACUUCUCUGGACCCCUGGCAACAAGACAAAUGCGGCCGAGUUUCUCAAGCCACUAUCAAAGGCUGAAUACAUAGCACCGUCGUGGAGCUGGGCGUCCCGAUCAGGAGGUUCAUCAUGGGUAUGGCACAUUAGAUCGUCCUUCAAGCGAGAGUUUCAACUCAUGGAGAGCAAUAUCGAGCUAGACGGCUCGAACAAAUAUGGUCGGGUCAAGUCUGGGCAUCUUCUACUAUCUACAAAGAUGUGCCAGAUCCCUACUAACAAAUUGCGCCACAAUCCUCAGUUUGUCGGUGCUUCCUACGAGUAA